Aspergillus caelatus is the source of this 796-nucleotide messenger RNA. RefSeq lists its product as uncharacterized. The transcript has a single exon. Bases 33 to 452 code for a protein of 139 amino acids. The record is from RefSeq and is a predicted model, not a curated record. Lineage: Eukaryota; Fungi; Ascomycota; Eurotiomycetes; Eurotiales; Aspergillaceae.
AAGCGGAUCUAGACCUCAUCCAUGUGGCGAUUAUGAAUGCCGGAAUUAGCACCCUGUAUCCAAGCAUUAUUGAUAAUUUACACAAGCGCGAUCGCCGGCCUUUGAUGGCACUUCUUUUGACUGCUCUCCCAAAUCUCACCACCGUCUGUGCACAUGUGCCACCAUCUGACCCAGUUUUGGGAACAGUAUUGCAGAAUAUAUUGAGCAUUCAACAGAGUAACAAUUCCCAACCAUCGCCUUUGGCCAGUCUAGGGGAGCUGUAUCUCUUUGGUGAAGUGCCUAUCGCCUCGGGGCGCGCGAGACCCGACAAGGCACCCGGUGCGGACGGGACUUUCCAGCUGAACCAUCUAUGGCCAGUCCUCUACUUAAAAGGACUGAAAACGCUUUCCCUGUAUGGUAUUGAUACCACAGCUAUCCAGCCAAAAGACAAUCACAGGUUUCCUAGAUGCUAAAAUUCAAUGUUCGCUAGUGUGAUCAGUCUAAGUCAAAGUCAACCUGGAGUGAACAACUAUGGAUCAAUCCUCACAGCGCGACAAGACCGACGAACGUUGGGGAUAUGUUGACAAGUGUAGCGGCCACUUUACGCGUUUGACAAACUAAGUUGAGUGUCUUGCAUUGUGCCCGGUGAACCUCAAGUGAAUCAAAUACAUAUUCUACUAUGGUCUUCUUGCGGGAGUGUCCAAGUCAAAGAAAUAAAUACUCUGCGGAGGGGAUACCUGUCCUCGGCUAAACUCUUUGGCAACCAAAUGUGCUCGAAAUACCAAAAAAAUGUCGUUUAUACGUACGCCCCGGUUAG